This is a messenger RNA of Xenopus laevis (African clawed frog), 2472 nucleotides long. Its product is annotated as gastrula zinc finger protein XlCGF64.1. The transcript is spliced from 3 exons. The record is from RefSeq and is a predicted model, not a curated record. Bases 1424 to 2269 code for a protein of 281 amino acids. Lineage: Eukaryota; Metazoa; Chordata; Amphibia; Anura; Pipidae.
AAAAGAACUACAUCAUAAAAAUCAUGACAGAAUCCCUUUAAUUACUCUUAAUUAAUCAUUGCUGUAUCAAAAAUCAUAAAUGUGUUGCUGAAAUCCUUGUCUAAUUUGUACCCUAACCUUUAGUUUGUAAACUCUUUUGAGUAGGACCCUCUAAUCCUAUUGUAUCUGUAACCCUUGUUUGUUAUUCACCAUUUGUUCCCUGUUCAUUAGAACCUAAUGUAAAGCCUGUGUAACUUGUUGGAGCUAUAUUUAUAAUGAUGUAGAUGAUGUAGAUUUAGCAUUUUCUGUAAGACUGGGUGAAAAGGUCCUUGAUAGUUUUUGGUUGUCUAGAGACAAAGUUACCCUAAUAUGGGGUCAGUACAUGCAUUGUAAUGUUAGUUUUAAUCUGAUAUAUGUUUAAUCUGAUGGAAUUGUGUGAGUCAAUACACAGGACAGGGCCUCAGAAUUAUCUAUGUUUAUGGGAGAAACGGAAUGAUUAGAAUCAUUAUUCACUCUAUCUGCUGAAAAGAUAAUUUUAUAGACAUAAUUCUUUUAAAACCUGUUUUGAGAUUUCCAUGUGAUAUCCAGUUACUUUCCUAAAUAAAUUCACUUUUUAACUACAUUAGUGUCUGAAUGCCCAGUCUGUGUCAGAAUAGAAAGUGUCUGUAAUCUCCUAUAAGGUAAGAUCUUGGGCAUGAGCACCUAAACCCUUGUUAACUAACCCCUGCUAUUAUUAUCUCUGAUAAUCAACUGGAUGCUCCUUUGAAUGGGUUUGAAAUUGGCACAUACAUUGACUUGAAGGGGGAGUUCACCAUAAAUGAAUUUCAAAUCUGCUGUCGAUAUUUAUUUUAAGACCAAAAUAUCUCCAGUACAAGUCCUAGUCAUUGAAAUCAUGUUCAACAAGGGGAACAUUCCUGGGACACUCAUGGUAAACAUGUGGCUGAUGAUGUAAAGAUGAACCUUUAUUAUAUUCAAUAGUUUCAUCCCAGGGUACAAAUGAAGGCUCCAGACUCUCAUUAUCCCAUGCUAAUUAAGAGCCAUUGAUAAACAUGUGACUAUGCUAAUGAAGGUCGUUAGAGAACAGGAACUCAUCAGCCCCCCCUUUACAUAUUGUGGGGAAACCUUUUUACCAAAACAAAGGCACGGCCCAUAGUUCUUUGUUGUAGUUGAAGCAGAUCCAGGCUUGGGGGGGAUCCAAAAUGGGAUAAAAAGGUGUGAGAAUGAGAGGUGAGUUAGUUUGGGGAAGAGACGUGUGGGUACAGGAGCUCUGCAGGCUAAUGAGGAGACUCUGCCCAAGGACAGCGGUACAGAAGGCCAGAAGCCAAUGAUUGUGAUUCUUUGGAUAAAGACAAGAGACCAUUAGACUGUGCAACUUCUCCAACACCAGCAAAUCCUCACAUUGGAAAGAAACAUCUGUAUCAGACUCAGAAAAAGCUUUAGUACAAUGAGCCUUCCCAACUCCCAUGAGGAUCUUCCCUCAGUGACACAACAUUAUGAAGGCUCAGAAUAUGGGAAAACAAAAAACGAACUUAACACGGACAAGACAUUUCACACUGGGGAGAAACCUUUUACCUGCGCAGAAUGUGGGAAAAGUUUCAGGCUCAAGGAAAGCCUUAAAAAACACCAAAAAACUCACACGGGGGAGAAACCUUAUAAAUGUACGGAAUGUGGGAAACAUUUCGCUUUGAAGGAUCAUCUAGUCCGACACCAGAAGGUUCAUACGGGUGUAAAACCAUUUGAAUGUACAGAAUGUGGAAAGAGCUUCUCCCAGAAAAGCCAGCUUCAGACGCACCAUAAAAUUCACACAGGAGAGAAACCAUUUCCUUGUGAAGAAUGUGGAAAAUGUUUCAGUUUAAAGAGUCACCUUAACAGACAUUAUACGAGUCACACAGGGGAGAAACCUUUGACUUGUACAGAAUGUGGCAAACGUUUCUCUACAAAGGACAGACUUUCUUCUCACUUAAUUGUCCACACAGGAGAAAAGCAAUUCACAUGUACCAAGUGUGGGAAAAAAUUCACUCAUAAGCAUAGACUUGAGAGACACGCGAAACUUCACACAGAAGAAAAAACUUUGACAUGUACAGAAUGUGGGAAACGCUUUCACAGUAAGGGAAGUCUACACGGCCACCACACGACUAACACAGGGGAGAAACCUUUCAUAUGCACAGAUUGUGGCAAAUGUUUCUCUACAAAGGCCAGCCUUCUACAGCAUCAAGUAAUAUGCAGAGGGGAGAAACCUUUCACUUGCACAGAAUGUCACAGAUCUAAUUCUGCAAAGGAGAUAAAGUGAUUAUUUUUAGAUAUUUUUAGAGCAAGAGAACAAAUUCACACUUUCUUCCAGCAGAUCCACACAGGAGGGAGACCUUUCCCUUGGUUAAGCGGAUUCUGCCUAUGACUAAGUGCUGGGUAAGCAUGAAACGCGUUAGGCGUUAGAGGGGAUACUAUCCAUGUCUUUUAACUACUGAUGUGAAUAAAAUAUAUUUUUUUACCUAA